Messenger RNA from Anguilla anguilla (European eel), 2604 nucleotides. Its product is annotated as growth factor receptor-bound protein 2. The coding region runs from base 440 to 1093 and encodes 217 amino acids. Gene Ontology annotation, molecular function: protein binding. The record is from RefSeq and is a predicted model, not a curated record. NCBI's taxonomy places the organism in Eukaryota, Metazoa, Chordata, Actinopteri, Anguilliformes, Anguillidae. The transcript has 6 exons.
UCGCGAGAUUUAGUCCGACCAGCGGACGAUAGGAGCAGCUGUGGGUGCAGCUAGCAGGCUGCAUCUGGAAGGAAGCGGAAAUAAAAUAUAGAAUUUUAAAAGAAAGGGAUAGAUAAUAGCCAUAGAGGCUCAUAUACACACGCUAAAAGCAAGAUAUAAGGUUUAGGUGCAGCAAACCCGAGAGUCUAACCUGAACUAUUCCUACUAAGCAAAAGGGUACCUGAUUGCAACCGUUAUAUGAGGAUCUAGCCGCCGAGGAACGGCUUGCCGACGGGAGGAAGGACUCUGAGAAAACGACCGUGGGAUUCUGGAUUUGUUGUUGCUACUUUUUAUAUAGCGUCUUCGUCUCCGCUCACCAAGGAAUAAACCGCUGCACAACACUGUACGCAUUCCCAGUACCUGUUCCACAGAGGCGCGCAGGUGUUCAAAAUCCCACACUAUGGAGGCCAUUGCCAAAUACGAUUUUAAAGCAACUGCAGACGACGAGCUAAGUUUCAAACGUGGAGAAGUCCUAAAGGUUUUAAAUGAAGAAUGUGACCAGAACUGGUACAAGGCUGAGCUCAACGGGAAAGACGGAUUCAUCCCCAAAAACUACAUAGAGAUGAAAGCUCAUCCGUGGUUUUUCGGGAAGAUCCCGCGGGCCAAGGCGGAGGAGAUGCUGAACAAACAGAGGCACGACGGGGCCUUCCUGAUCAGGGAGAGCGAGAGCGCGCCGGGAGACUUCUCCCUGUCCGUCAAGUUCGGUAACGACGUGCAGCACUUCAAAGUCCUCCGCGACGGGGCGGGGAAGUACUUCCUGUGGGUGGUGAAGUUCAACUCGCUGAACGAGCUGGUGGACUACCACCGCUCCACCUCCGUGUCCCGAAACCAGCAGAUCUUCCUGCGGGACAUCGAGCAGGUGCCCCAGCACCCCGCGUACGUCCAGGCGCUGUUCGAUUUCGACCCCCAGGAGGACGGGGAGCUGGGCUUCCGCCGGGGCGACUUCAUCCAGGUCCUGGACAACUCCGACCCCAACUGGUGGAAAGGGGCGUGCCACGGGCAGACGGGCAUGUUCCCCCGCAACUACGUCACGCCCGUCAACAGGAACAUGUGAACCAAACCCUAAACAAAACGCCCCGCCCCCUGCCCCGCCCCACCCCGCCCCGCCCUCGCAGAUCUGCUGCAGCACGGAAGAACAGAGGGGGCGGGGCUUCCGACGGAAGACCACCCUUGACCCGAAUACUGAGAACGUUCGCUCCCAUGGUGAACGCCGCCGGCACCCCCGGACUGGCCGACAAGACAAAAAGAAGAAAGAGAAAAAAACAGAAAAUGAAACAUAGUGCACCGGAAUCCUGCUUUUAAAAGAGAGAAAUGAUUUUACCUGUUAAUUCCCUCACCUGCUUCCACUUCUCCUCCGUUUUAUCCUCCUGUGUUUCUUUCCGCAUGUUUUACACACAGAUGAUUCCUAAUGCUGUUUAAAACAAAUUGCAAUUAAAAAAAAAAAAAAGAACAGAAAAUUAUAACUACUAAAAAAAAUAUAUAUAACAUAAAUUGUAAAAACUUGAUGCUCAACUGCAGCAAGCCUCCCAAGACGGAGACCAACAGCCCACAAGCAUUUAACAUCAGACAUGGGCUCUCAACAAAUCACAUACAGAAAUUCCAAUUUUUUUAAGAAUAUUUUUGUGUAUGUGUGUAUGUAUGUUUACACACAUGCAGUGUGUGCUUGUGUAUGUGGUAUGUAUGUUUACACACAUGCAGUAUGUGUGCUUGUGUGUGUGUGUAUGUAUGUUUACACACAUGCAUUAUGAGUGCGUGUGUGUGUUUGUUUCAGCUCUCCUCUCAGUGUGUUAUGCUUUUUGUUUUGUUUUGCGAUUAUGUAAAUUGUGUAAUGCUUCCUGCUAGUCUGGGUAGGACCUGGGCUGCUCUGGGAUCUGCUGAAAUGCCCGUGCAGUUGUCCUCAAUUAUCUGAAUCCGCUCAGAUAAAACAGAAAAAAAAUAUUUAAGGCGUAGAAACUCGGCUUUCAGAGGUUUCUUCUCGGCCAGCGAAAAGAAAAGAAAAGGAGCGCGUUCAGGCUCGUCCUGCAGGAGCUGGAAUGAGUGAAAUCGUGUGUUAAAGUGGCCGCCUUUCCACCGUGUAUUUAUUGCAGGUGUUUCGCUGUAGGAUCCAGAAUGUAGCGGUCGCAAGUCAACAAGACAUCGACACCAGGGAAGUGCAGUCUGAACUGAACACAACUGCAAGUGACUGCAGAAACAAGCCAGAUUUCACUAGCUAUAUGUAUAUGUAUAUAUGUGUGUUUGUGUGUGUGUGUGCAUGUGUGUGUGUAUAUACACACACACCAUACACAUAAAUUAAUAUACACACGUACACUGUAUUAAAGUACAUGACAAGGUGUAUUUGGAUAAUCAAAUAAUUUCCAGUAAGUCUCUGGCCUGGAAACAGUGUGCAUUGAGUCUGUCUGUGAUGGUGUUUGUUCGGUCUCGUAUGUUGAAUGGUUGAGCACUUCUAUGUUGGUGUUUUUGUCCUAUGGAUAGUGCCUUUCCUAUCACCGCGGUCUCAGUUUCUUAGGCCUGCUGGGAAAUGCGGUCCAGCCAGCCCUGCAGUGACAGGAAGUGUAAAUAGCCAUU